AUGCCGCCGGACCUGCCCGACGGCCUCCGGGUGUUCAUAGCCACGCCCGCGUUCGGCGGCAACGUGACCGUGGCGUGGCAGCUGCACCUCGUUGCGGGGGAGUCCCUCAUCACCGUCGGGCGCAACAACGCCGUGAUGGAGUUCCUCGCGACAGACUGCACGCACCUCCUGUUCCUGGACGCGGACGUGUCCUUCGACGUGCAGACCAUCAAGGGGCUGCUGGCCCUCGACCAGGACGUCGCGCUUGCGCCGUACCCUGCGAAGAGCCUCAAUGAGCAGAAGAUGCAGGACAUCGCCAGGAGCCGCGGGCGCCCCGCGCAGCUCCGGGACGGGCUGCACUACGUCCUCCACGGGAAACCAGAGAGCAUUCAGAAGGCGAUGGACGCGGGCAGCUGCUACGCCGAGAUCGAGGCGGGCCCGACGGGCUGCAUGCUGAUCAAGCGCGGCGUCUUCGACAUCAUGAAGGCGGCGCUGCCCGACCUGAAGUGCAGACUGAGCGGAAGCAGCGCUGGCCGGCCGCUGCGCUACGAGACCUACUGGCGCUUCUUCGACACCAUGGUGAGCGAGGAGGGCGAGUUCCUCGGCGAGGACAUCGCCUUCUGCAGGCGCUGGCGCGGCACCGGCGGCACCAUCUGGGCCGACUUCGGCGCGAGGCUGGGCCACGUCGGGCGGCACGCCUUCGUGGGCAGCAUGCUGGACACGCUGGGCGACCCGGAGGCCGCCGCGGCGCCGCGCCCCGCGCCGCCGCCCGCGCACGCCGCCGUGGCGGAGGCCCACGGCGGGCCGCUGGGCGCCGCCGAGGCGGGCGCUGCCGCGGCCGCCGAGGGCGCGGGCCGCGCGGCCGCGGCCGCCGCGCGCCGCGGGGGCCCCGCCGCGCCCGCGCCGGGCGCGGGCGCCCGGGGCGCGGCGGCCGCGCUCGGCGGGGCCGCCGCCCCGAGCGUCGCGGCGGCGGUGGCGCGCGCCGCCGUCGGCGGCGCCCUCGCCGGCGCGCUCGGCAGGGAGGCCGAGCGCGCCGGCGAGGCGCCGCCGGCGCCGCGCCGGGCGGGGCGCCGCCGCUGCGACCAGUGCGGCGUGCUGGCGGCGGCCGGGCGCCCGGGCGAGGAGGAGUUCGACGGCGGCUGGUUCUGCGCGAGCUGCUGGGCGGGCUGGGAGGCGCCCAGCGCGCCGCGGGCGGGGCCGACGUGGCGUGCGGGGCAGCAAAAGAGAAGCGGGGCGCUCGCCGCCGACGUCGCCGCCGAGGGGGAAGCCGGGCGGCCCCGGCGUUGGCGGGACCCGCGGAUCCACCAGAUGUGGGGGUUGGUAGAAAGCGCCGUGACCAAGCUCGACGAAGGAAUCGACGCGGCGGAGGCUAGCAUGGAGCACGUGCUCGCGCAGGUCGCCGACGGGGUCGACGACCUCAGGGACGGGGUGGUCGACGCGCUGGGACUCGACGAGAAGUUCAAGAGCGUGUCGGACAACACCUUGGACGAAGUGGCGCCCAAGGCGGGGGACAUGGUGAUCGAGGACGCCGUGCACUUCAUCCCUUCCUUCAAGCGACUCGACGACGCCACGCCGCAGGAUCUCCAGGGGGCGUCAAGAGCCGCAUGCACCGAUACGAUAUUGAGCUUCCGGGAGAAGAUCCACGAUUUCUGCGAGGACGUCGUCGAGGCUUUGAAGGAGGGUGCCGACAUGAUCGCAUCUGCCCUCAGUUGCCUCUACAAGGUUGCCAGCUGGAUACUGCGAGCGUGCAGGGAGGGAGUCCAGAUUGCCGUGGACCUGCUGAAAAAGGUCAUCCCCGACUGCUGCGAGGCCGCUUGCUUAUCGUGCGCGGGCCUCGGCGCUAAACUGAUGAUGUGGGUAGCAUCGGUGUUUACCAAGAUAGUCGACAUGGUAGAGGACCUCAUCAAGCGAGCCCUGCACACUUUUGGAGUGCCUGACUGGAUUUGCGAGAAGGUCGAUUUCAAUGGCAAUGCCAGCGCGGACCAUGCAACAGAUGACGACGAGCCGGUUAAGGUAAAAGCGGCGAAGAGAAUAAAAGAGGAGCAGGGCGAAGAUGCACCUACACAGCAAGCUAUGGAGGGCGCCGAUGACGCUGGAGCACAGCUCGUCAUCUAG
Prorocentrum cordatum is the source of this 2094-nucleotide messenger RNA. The record is from the annotation of a GenBank genome assembly. Lineage: Eukaryota; Dinophyceae; Prorocentrales; Prorocentraceae.